UAUUCGAUCUAAAAUUCACAGAAAGAAAAAUUAUAUUGCCACUUGUGAAACAAUUCGUGAAUUAUUUUGAUUAUCGGUUAUCAUGCGACGAAAGUUCAAAUAAAUAAAUUUUUUAUUUAUAAUCAAUGAAAUUAAUGAAAUAUUAGAAGAAAAUUUUAAUAAUCUCUUGAAUUUAUAUGAACUUAACAAAUUAUUAGCAGUUAUAUAAGAAAAUUACCGCGCAGCAUUUGGAAGAUUUACAACUGAAAAUAGUUUGAAAAACCUUCGAUAGGUGGCGAAUGGUUGCGAAAUUGUUUCCUAUCUAAAGAGUUGAAUUUAAAAUGCUAAGUUCCAAUAAAAGAAAAAUUUUGUUACUUCUCUCAGGGUGUAUCUUAUUUUGAUUUAAUUUGUAUAAACGACUAAAAUUAUUUUGCUAUAAUCGACUUAAACUUUUUUUUAAGUUUUUUACAUAAUCGAAUGAAAACUAAUUUGAAUUAUUUUAACUUUAUUCUUAAUGAUUAUAUAUAUCUUGAUAUGGACAUAUCAACUCUGAUCAGAACAUAUCAAGUCUGAUAUGGCCAAUUUCUAUAUCAGGCCUGAUAUGGACGUCUCAUACCAGGCCAUAUCAGGUCUGGUUAGAAUAUUUUUUCACGGGUAGUAAUACAUAAAUAUUUAGCUUAUACUUGAUAAAUAGUUAGCAACGCCACCGCAUAGGUGACGCCUCCUCAUUAUCAUUAUCGACUUCCUCGUAUAUUUGACCAAUCACUAGCUAUUUAAAUGAUAACAAGUUUCAUAUACUAAAUGAUUGCAUGCUCACAGUGAAUCCUAAUGAGCCCAUUUCGGCACAAGUUUCCUCAGAAACGGACAAAUUUAUUAAGACACUGACCGUGAACUUGACCUUUUGCGUUCUGAGAACUAGCGAAGCGAAUAACAAUAACAUACAGAUGGUUGGAUUCCAAAAAAUUAGUCAGGUUACUAAUGACGUGGUCUUCCAACGUUCACACGUGAGUAGUGAGUAUAUAAGACAGUUGGGAAGCUUGACCCAUUUAGUUUACAGUCGACAGUCAGUCAGUAAGGAAUCUUCUUGAUCAAAAGGAACUUUGAAAGUGUUUUUGACUUCACAUUAUUUCAGUUGUACCCGUUACGUAAUUUAUUUACCGACUGCCAGCAAUUCAAAUUAGUGUGCGUAGUCAGUCGCAUUCUGCAACCCGUCGAAAUCAGUCUCGUACUUCAUUAAAGAAUAAAACUUGCUAUCCUAUAAAGAUGGUGAACUUUUACAUUUUCCUGAAAGAUUAUUCGGGUUCUGCGAAAAAAGACCAGAGAUAUCAUGGAGACCAUACCAAAGAACUUGUAAAAAGAUUCAAAAGUGAUAUAGAGAAAAUUCAAGAGUCAGCUAAGGAAGAUGCGGAAUCUAAAAUAAUUUAUAUUACUUGGGAGACUUAUUGUUACACUGUCAAAGAGGAAGAAAUUUACUCUGAAAACAGUGGAUGGAAAUUGAAUGGAAUGGGAGGACGUCUGGAAGAAGCUAUCAGUUUGAUACAGAAGAUUUUCGGCCAGCCCGAGAAGAAUACAAUCAAGUUGUUGUACCUAAUGACAAAAAAUAAGAUCAGCAGGGUAAAUAUCGCGACUAGUUUUGCAAUGAAUGAGGGCAUAAACUACGAAAAUUUUGUUUUCCACGCGUUCAAUGAUGAUGAAAGUCCAAUAGAUCUUUCGAUAGCUUCAUCAUUUUUGAAGAAACGUUGUGCCAUUUACAAAAACUUGCAGCUGAUUGAUGACGUCGAUAUUUCCAAAGAAUUCGACUACGACAAAAUCAAGGUAAACAAUUUUUUAAUUGAAAAGGAUCAGUUGCAAUCUUACAUCAAAUUGAAGUUCAUCAAUAAGUUUAAGCACUACACUGUUGUUCUCAAGGAACUUAACAAGCUUAAGAAGUUGCGGUCGCGGCUCUCUGUAGAGUCACAGCAAAGAAUAGGUUUGAGGGGUGAAAUUUUCAAAGUUAUGACUGCUUUGAUCAAUUAUGUUGCUAGUGAGGAAAAUGAUUACUCGUUUAAUGCUUUGAAGAUUCAAGUGGAACUUGAUGGUUCUGUUAAUGAGACUGAAGAAGAGCUGGAAGAAGAUAUGGAAGUUGAUCCUGUUCUGGAAGAUAACAGCGAAGACCGUAAUAUGAUUCGAAAGAAGUUUGAUUUGGUAGAGAAUCUUAUUUUUCAGAGAGCCAAGAAAUUGGUUCAAGUCUAACUACCAAUUUUAGAAAAUUUUAAUUAUUAUUAUUUUGAUAUUACCAGGUUAAAUUUUAAAUAUAAUUUGUGGAAAAUUAAGACUCAAAAAAUGUAAUUUUUGGUAGAAGUAAGUUAAUAUGAUCGUAGAUCUUUUAUUAAAUUUUGUUAUUGUUAUUAAUGUUUAAGCUCUGAAGUGUAAUUAAUGUGACAAUUUUUUAUUUCAUAAUUAAGUUAUUGAUUAUUUUUCUUUGUAGAAGAGUUUGUUAAGUACCCAUUUUAUUGUAAUUAAGUGUAUGAAAAAGCCUUAAAAUAAAUUUUAUAUUUUAAAAAUUAAACCGUGUUUGAUUUUUGUUUACAAUAUUUGUUUAAAUGAUACAAAAAUAACAAUGAGUAAGCUUUUCUUAUCAAAACAUGUUUGUUUGUUGAUCGUGACCAUGAUAU
Cydia pomonella (codling moth) is the source of this 2633-nucleotide messenger RNA. RefSeq lists its product as uncharacterized. The transcript has 2 exons. The record is from RefSeq and is a predicted model, not a curated record. Lineage: Eukaryota; Metazoa; Arthropoda; Insecta; Lepidoptera; Tortricidae. Bases 1243 to 2211 code for a protein of 322 amino acids.